Messenger RNA from Musa acuminata AAA Group (dessert banana), 858 nucleotides. RefSeq lists its product as uncharacterized. Lineage: Eukaryota; Viridiplantae; Streptophyta; Magnoliopsida; Zingiberales; Musaceae. Bases 238 to 675 code for a protein of 145 amino acids. Gene Ontology annotation, cellular component: nucleus. The transcript has 4 exons. Gene Ontology annotation, biological process: rRNA processing. Gene Ontology annotation, molecular function: DNA binding; peptidyl-prolyl cis-trans isomerase activity. The record is from RefSeq and is a predicted model, not a curated record.
UCUCUCUCUGUAGAUGAUGUCUUCUUUUCCGCCCGCGUUUGUUCUUGUUUUCUGUGAUUUCUUGGCUGGCCUUCUCCCUCCCCUUUUCCUUUGACUGUUGUUGAUUCCGGGGUUGAUCUUAGUCGGAUCGGCUUCUUUCGGAUGGAUCUUGCCUUUCAUUUGGUCCAACUCUCAGGGUGAUUGUGUUUGGUCUCGCUCGAUCGCGUCUCAGGUAGCCGAUUUUUUGCACGAGAGGUGAUGGGGAGGGACUCGAAACCCAAGGAUUCGGGAGGGAAGGGCAAGGGAAAGCAGACCGCUGCAUCUGAUGAGAAUGCCUCUAAGGGUAAAGCCAAGGGUGGAAAGUCAAGUGAUGGGCUCGGUACCUGCACUUAUGUCAAAGCACGGCACAUAUUAUGUGAAAAGCAAGGCAAGAUUAACGAAGCAUACAAGAAGCUCCAAGAUGGUUGGUUAAGCAAUGGAGACAAGGUUCCCCCUGCUGAAUUUGCAAAGGUGGCCACAGAGUAUUCCGAGUGUCCAUCAGGAAAGAAAGGUGGAGACCUUGGAUGGUUUCCUAGGGGUAAAAUGGCUGGUCCUUUUCAGGAUGUGGCAUUUAGUACACUUGUUGGAGCUACCAGUGCACCGUUUAAAUCAACGCAUGGGUAUCACAUCAUUCUGUGUGAAGGGAGGAAGAAUUGAUCCUUGAGAUGGCUUUUGUCUACAGACACUUCUUCAGAUAUGGAGGGAACUAGUAGUAUGCCCAUGAUCUUUUCCUAAAAGUUCAUAAACUCAUUUGAGGAUGAGAUGAAACUUGAUACUGCAUAAACUUUGGAGAUAUGUAAAUUAUGAGUAAACAUCAAGUUUAGUUUACUGUUAAUUGCA